Solanum dulcamara is the source of this 1619-nucleotide messenger RNA. RefSeq lists its product as uncharacterized. Bases 119 to 877 code for a protein of 252 amino acids. NCBI's taxonomy places the organism in Eukaryota, Viridiplantae, Streptophyta, Magnoliopsida, Solanales, Solanaceae. The transcript is spliced from 5 exons. The record is from RefSeq and is a predicted model, not a curated record.
UCACAUAACCCUACUCAAACGGACAAUUUUUUGUCAUUUUCUCAUGCGCUAUACAACUUAGCAAUUAACAAAAGAGGAAUAGCGCAGCAAGUCAUCUGGUUUCUCUCCAGAGUGUAUCAUGCUUUCAAUCACUCGACGAGUUCAAAGAUCACAUCCUUGCCUCCAAUUUAUUGGUGUCCAACUCCGGUUUGCUCAUACCGACGGAAGUUCUUCCCCACCUCGGCGGCGGCGCUCCAAGUUUUCUCCGUCAUCAAUGUUGAAGAAAGCCGAUGACAAGUCAGAUUGGUGGGUUGUCGACGGAGAAAUGCACGAAAUUGGUGAAAACGUACCACCCAGAGAGCGAUUCGUUAUCCCAAGACAGAACAUUCCUAACAAGCGUCGUAAGCAGCUGCGCGAACAGUUCAUGCGCCGUACUCGCCUAGUCCUUAAAGAAUCUGAGCAUGAACCAUGGUGCAAAAGAUAUAUGGAAUUGUAUAACGAGAUGAGAGAGAACUGGGAGAGGCUGUAUUGGGAUGAGGGUUAUUCCAAAAAGCUUGCUCAAGAUCAUGCAAACUAUGAUUCUGCUGAAGACGAUGGUGAGGAUUUCUCUCCAUACAGGAGAAGUAGACCUAAUGCGGACCAAAUGAAGGAACAGGGAGGUACAGGUAGAAACAGGCAAGGUGAUAAUUGGGAAAAGGUUAGCCUAUUCCGAGAUAAAUUUGAGUACGACAGAGAGAGAAGAAUGAGAGAAAAAGCAUUUGCGCCUAUGAGUGAAGCAAACAACAUCGGUACGGAUUACUCAACUCCCAAUUACCAGGCCUUUGACACUCGGAGAUACAUCUCAGAUAGCGAUAGUGACAUUGACCGACUGAAAGGACGCUCACCUUUCAGAAACUAGCCCCAAUUGUCUCUUUUGUUUGCAAGCAAUUUUCACGACACAGAUGAUAACUCACUGUGCAUACAGGCAGGGUAUUUCAACACAUCAAAGACAAAUUUUAUGGGGCUUUCCUGCUUAACUAGUUAGACUUGCAUGAAGAAAGAGACUACCAAUGUUGAAAAUAUACAAUAAAUUCCUACGAAGUCACUUGCGUGAGCUCAAUUCAGAUAUUCAGAAAGAGGUGCUUAGUGCUCUUGUAUAUUUUGGAAGCAGACUUCUCUACUCUGUUUACUUUUCUACUGCGUUACCUGUGGAAGGCUGAUCUUUCCUAAAGCAUGUUUUGCGAAGCAAUGUAGCUUGCGUUUGUGAAGGGAUCAUUGCCACAAUUGAGCAAUAAUGGUUAUGCUGCACACAAAUCUAUUUUGGGGUUUAGCAAAACCUCUUUGAACUUGCUGCUAGUGCUUCAUGUUGGUAGUUCUAUUCAUUGAAGCACCGCACUAUAGUGCUGGUAUAAUAAGUCCAUAUUUUAUAAACGCCCAAUCCACCCAUAUUAACAAGUCAGGGGAGUGAUAUUUGAAAGCAAAAAUUUCAUAAAUAGCGAAGAGAUAAACAUAAUAGGCUUCCUUAGAUAUAGUUUGCCUAAUUACAUAACGUAGCUAUAGCUUCAGUAUCUUCGUAUGUAUAUCUUGUUGGAAUUUGAUAAUUUAUACAAAUUGAUCUUUCAAUAUAAUUUAUGAAAUAGGCGGUAAUUUCGGUUAUUAAA